Messenger RNA from Gasterosteus aculeatus aculeatus (three-spined stickleback), 1918 nucleotides. NCBI's taxonomy places the organism in Eukaryota, Metazoa, Chordata, Actinopteri, Perciformes, Gasterosteidae. The record is from RefSeq and is a predicted model, not a curated record.
AUUUAUGUCAACGUGCUUGACUUUAAAUGUUCUAAAAUAAAAACAUCUAACUGCACCGAAUAUGAAUACGACUUAUUUUGGCAGCUGCCCUCUGUCGGUAUUUCGUAAUUCUCUUCAGGCAUUGAUUACGACAGCCAAGUUACCGGAAGUUUAAAGCUAAUGGACGAGGAAGCGAUAUUUGUGUAGGCUUUAGUUUUGUUUAGUAGUCUGGCAGUUUGUUGAAUCAUCACGAUGCCUUUGUUCUCCCAAAAUCCAUUUGACCAAGAUGUCGAGAAGUCGACCAAUGAGACCAACACGACGGACGACUGGGGCCUCAUCAUGGACAUCUGCGAUAAGAUCGGAACCACGGCCAACGGACCGAAGGACAGCCUGAGAUCCAUCAUGAAGAGAGUCAACCACAAAGUGCCUCACGUGGCCAUGCAGGCCGUCAAUCUGCUCGGCGCUUGUGUGUCAAACUGCGGCAAAAUAUUCCACCUGGAAAUCUGCUCGAGGGAGUUUUCCAGUGAAGUGCGCAGCGCGUUGAGCAAAGCCCACCCGAAGGUGUGUGAGAAGCUGAAGGCUCUGAUGGUGGAGUGGGCAGAAGACUUCCAGAAGGAUCCUCAGCUCAGCUUGAUCGGCGCCACCAUCAAGUCUCUGAAGGAGGAGGGCGUCGUCUUCCCCAGCGCGUCCUCGCAGGGAUCCUCCACAAAGUUGCCCCCCCCUGCUGUCGUCAAAGAGUCGGAGGAUGACAACCUGGCCAAAGCCAUCGAGCUGUCCUUGCAGGAGCAGAAGCAGCAGGUGGAGACGCGGCCCCUUGCCACGACCUCUGACCCCGGGGGGCAGGAGGCGCGGAAGGUGCGAGCGCUCUACGACUUCGAAGCAGCUGAGGAUAACGAGCUGACCUUCAAAGCCGGGGAGCUGAUCCUGGUUCUGGACGACAGCGAUCCCAACUGGUGGAAAAGAGAGAACCACCGAGUUCGGCUCUUCCCGUCCAAUUUCGUCAGCCACCUGCACGCCGAGCCGGAGACAGUGGCCUUCGCCGAGAAGACGCCCAGCCCCGAGGAGACGGUCCAGGAGGCCAGCGAGAAGCCCGAGCCCGUCUGCAUCGACGAGGGGACGAUGGACAGGACUCUGGCUUUGCUGCAGGACGCUGACCCCGCCCACCCGGCUCCCGACUCGGCGGAGCUGAUCCAGCUGGAGGGUGCGUGUGAGCAGAUGAACCCCAUGAUCGACGAGCGGCUGCAGGAGAUUGACAGGUAGCGCGCCGCUAUUCCUCCUCCUCCUCCUUUGCUACCGAGCGGUCCCGGGUCAUUUGAUGACCUUUGCCCCCCCCCCCCCCCCCAGUAGGCUGAACACUUUUCCUUUGAAUAUAAAGUGCACACUUUAUUAUUGUCCCCGUUACUAAACAACAUUUUCUGAUUGAUCUGCUGUAACUCAAAACUGUUUCCUCCUUACGGUGUCAUUUUUUUAAAGUCUGCAGCUUGCUUCAUUCUGUGUGUGUGUGUGUGUGUGUGUGUGUGUGUGUACUUGUUAUGUCUGCACACUUCGCCUGAUUUAUAUAUAUAUAUGAGACAUUAUACUUGUAUGAUUUACAUGGCUGUGUAAUUAUUCUUUCUUUCUUUCUUUCUUCUGCUUUACUGUUUUUUUUCCCAGCCAAAAUAAUCUUAAGUUCGGGACGUAAUUAUAAUUAAUAUUAUUAUGUAUACUAGAUGUAAGAUAGCCGGUUGCACCUUAGCUUUGUAAAGUCUUCUCUACCACUGAGGCCUUGUUUCUUCUGUAGGAAUCAAAGAGUCUGCUGCAUAUGUAUGAUUCUGUACAUUUCAAAUAUUCCAGGAAAAGCUCCUUUUAUCCAGGAUUUGAAAACACCAACAAUGCUUUUUUUAACAGAGCAAAUGUAUCAUAGUCUUUGAAAUAAAAAUAAAUGUACCUGUGUGGAGGA